UGCUUUAGCUGGGGUAGUCCCAUAGCCAACUUCAGUUCCUGAUUCAGUAAGUAAAUUAAAUGCCAUGUGCCUCCCUUCCUCUUUCACUCUGCCUUGUUGGUACUCAGAAACAGCCUGGUCCUGACGAACUGCUGCUUCAGCACUGACAGCCAGCUCUUUCACAGGCCGCCACCGAAGCAGAAACCCUAAACACAAGGACAAGGUGGAAAGUACGUUUACUCCAGUACUGUACAAUUUAAGUACAAUUUUGAGCAGUCAAGAUGUUCCCGUACUGUUGGCUUGCUCUGGUGGCUUUAAUCCCCAUGACCUUAAGCACUAAUCCUGGGGUAAAGGUCAAACUAACAGAAAAAGGCCUUGAAUAUGGCAGACAACUGGGGAUGGCUUCAAUCCAGCAGAAACUCAAAUCCAUCAAAGUCCCAGAUAUUUCAGGGACAGAGUCAGUGUCUCCCAUUGGCGAUGUCCAGUACAGCCUGUCGGAUAUGCAAAUCGUGGAUGUGGGAUUGACAAAAUCUGCGGUGGACCUGGUGCCAGGGACCGGUUUGAGACUGUCCAUUGACAACGCCUUCAUCAGUCUGCAUGGAAACUGGAGGGUCAAAUACUUCCGAAUAAUAAAGGAUAGCGGUUCUUUCGAUUUGAAUGUGAAUGGACUCACUAUCACUAUCAGCAUUGCCAUCCAGAGUGAUGAGACAGGCCGACCUGUGGUCAGUACUGUCGACUGUGCGGCCACUGUCGGCAGUGCGAGCAUAGUGUUCCAUGGUGGAGCCAGCUGGCUGUACAAUCUCUUUGAAAGCUUCAUUGACAGGGCUUUGCAAAAUGCACUGCAGAAACAGAUCUGCCCUCUGGUGGCUGAUGCAGUAUCUGAUUUGAACCCUCACUUGAAAACUCUCAAUGUUGUAGCCCAAGUGGACCAGUAUGCAGAGAUUGAAUAUUCCAUGGUGUCAUCGCCCACAGUUUCAAAUUCUUCCAUAGACCUGAGCUUGAAGGGUGAAUUUUACAACAUUGGGGAGCAUCAGGAGCCUCCAUUCUGCCCCACAGCCUUUUACCUGCCACCUCAGAUCAACAACAUGUUGUACAUCGGCAUGUCUGCAUUCACCGCCAACUCUGCAGCCUUCGUCUACAACAAAGCGGGAGCCCUCAGCCUGUACAUUACCGAUGACAUGAUCCCACAAGCCUCUCCCAUCCGACUCAACACCAGAACGUUUGGAGCCUUCGUCCCGCAGAUUGCCCAACGCUUUCCAGGGCUGAUGAUGAAACUGCUGGUGAAGACGGUGAACAAUCCCACCGUCACUUUUGAACCCAACAAUGUGACAGUUCAAGCCAAUGGCACAGUGACGGCCUACGCAAUCCAGCCAAACGCCACUCUUACCCCUCUCUUUGUCCUAAACUUGGAGACCAGUGUCAGCGCCAAAGUGUUUGUCAGCGCGAUGAGGCUGGCUGGAGCUGUCACCCUAAACAAAAUGGGUCUGACCCUGGGGACCAGUUACGUGGGAGAGUUUCAGGUCAAAUCCCUCGACAACAUCUUCCAAAUGGUCCUCAAAGUGGUAGUGAUACCUAAAGUGAAUGUUCAACUUGCAAAGGGAUACCCACUUCCUACACUUGGAAAGAUGAACCUAGUGAACACUCAGCUUCAGGUCCUGAAGGACUAUAUGCUGAUUGGGACAGACGUUCAGUUCACGGAUUGAAUGGCAUUUCUGGAAACUUCCAGGAUUCACUUCUACACUGGGACAUGCCAACAUAAAGGCACAAACAGCCAGUACUUCUAUGUGACAGAGAAAUUUCAAAGAAACAAUCAAUGAUACCAGUAUUACUCCUACAAGCCUGAGAAAUGCACAUCUCCAGUUUGCGUUUGAUAUCACCUCAGAUUUUCAGACCAAGGUAUUUCUACAUAUAAAAUGUAGAUGAGGACAGUGAAUUUACCACAACAGUGUAAAUGCAGUCUUGUCAUAACAGGACGCAGUCUGCAGUACAGGGUUUACUUUUCAUUCCCACAAACAUCUUUUUGAAAUAACAUGCUCCUUCCAAAGCAGAUCACAGAUCAGUGUCUGCUGCUGACUUUAGGCAAAUUCUUUCUCAGUUUCUGACUUUGUAACUGAUUCUGGAAAUGUAAUGAUGUAUGACAAGUUUGAGUCCCAUAAAAGAUGCCAUAACAUUAA
Molecule: messenger RNA, 2153 nt
Organism: Micropterus salmoides (largemouth bass)
Lineage: Eukaryota; Metazoa; Chordata; Actinopteri; Centrarchiformes; Centrarchidae
Product: bactericidal permeability-increasing protein-like
Exons: 17
Coding region: 261-1682 (473 amino acids)
Molecular function (GO): lipid binding
Source: RefSeq, a predicted model, not a curated record